AUGGAAUGCACUGGAGCAACUGCCGUCAGCCUGUCGAUGCUGUCGCAAACGCAUGACUGUCUGGUAGUGCUGGCCCGCCGCGGACCCCAGCACUUGGUGCUGCCGCCCGGAAGCUGCAUCGCCAUUACGGAGCCCGGCGAAACUGCGCAGUCGCUGGACAAUCCAGAACAGCAUUCCCUGCAGCACCUGUAUGCCUCCUCGGCCGCCGUGGUUCGCUGCGUGCCGCUUCUUCGGCCGCUCACAAACGCCCUCCCCUCAACCACGAGCGCUGCGGCGGUCUCUGCCGCAGCCCUCGCCGGUACCGGCGGAGGAGGGGGCGAGUCGCUACCCCUAGAUUGGGCCCACCUGCACAACACUGCCGGCAUCACCCACUUUGCCGCCCUGCCACUGUACCACGGCACCACUCUCGCCGGCGCACUCACGAUCCUCGGCUCGAACUCUCAGCUGCCGGUGGACGCGGCUGCGAUGGCGGUGCAGCAGCAGCAACAACAAGUACCGUCGCAGGGGGCCGUCUCCGGCUCCGUCAACGGCGGCGGCGGCGCACCCAUUAGCCCAAUGGGCAUUACGGCUUACCUGACGGCGGUGGGCAGCAACGGCGGCGGCGCUGGCACCGGCGCGCAGAUCUCCCCCCUGGACUCGUUAUUUCGCGCGCCGCUGUCCCUGGAACUGGUGGCGAUGGCCGUAGCGCAGUGCUGCCUGGGCGCGGACAUGGCCCUGGCGCGUCACGCGGUGGAGAUGGUGCAGGCGAUGCACGCCUGUGCGUCAAUACAGCAGCUUGUAGCGGGGAUAUCGCUGGGGUUACAGGCCCUCAUGCACGCACGCUUCUGCCUCACGCUGCGCUGCAACGUGGCGCUAGCUGUCGAGUUCCAGCCCAACGCCAUAAUGUUCGAAGAGAUGACUGGAGCGCAGCAGCCCAGCGGCUCCGGCAGCCAGAACAACAACUGGGCAGCCUACGAUGUCAACCCCUCGGGCCAGGCGAGCCGUGUGCCCCACAUCACCGGGCGGCCCUCAGCCGCCUUUAGCUCCCCCGCGCACGGCCCCGACGGCAGCAGUCGACGGGAGCUGGCGAACCGAAUGGCGUCGGGGGGUUGCCAGCCUGCCGCCGGAGGCGGCGGUGGCGAUGGCGGCGGCAGCACCGCCACCGUCGCCACUGCCACUGGCGGCGGUGCCGCCACCGGCGGCGCGACCACCACCACCACCGGCGCGACGACCACCGGCCGGGGUCCGUUUACGACGAUGCGUAGCGGCGUGGAUACGACUGGCGAUCCGAUGUGGGGAGCGUCGAGUGGGCAUGUGACGGCGUCGGUGUUGUUGAACCAGAUCGUGGGGCGACGGUACAAGGCUCGGCCGUUCUCGGUGUACCAUACCCUACUGAUCCGUACAAUUCACGAGCUGGCUGCCUCGUCGUACGGUGGUACGGUCAUCACCCAGUGCCAUGACCACAUGCAGGACGCCAAGACCCCCUCCCGCGACAUCUACGCGCUCGGCCGCGGCGUGGGCCAGCCUCCCCAGUCCUUGGUCCUCUCAGUGACGCACCUGCGCCCGGCAGACGAAGCUCUUCCCGACGGCGUGCUGCACCUCGCCAGCAGCAGCGAUCCACGCGCUGGGUCAACCUUGUCGGGCCGUGCCGGCGCGCUGAGCCACCGCAGCAACGGCCCGCCGCCGCCAGGCGGCGGCGGCGGCGCCGCCGCCGCCGUCAGCUCCAGCGACGCUCCCGCGACGCCGCCGGAGAAUCCGUCCUCCUCCGCUGGUGCCGCGUCAAUGUCGGCACAUCGAAUGCUGACGGCGGCGCCGGCGGCGGCGGACUGGCCAACGGUGGCGGAACCUCGGACGUACAUUGGCUUGUACCUUAGCUCUACGGAGCCGUUGCCGGCGGCGCUACUGGAGCUCAUCCUCGUCGAGAUACACUCGCUAGCAUGUCAUGUGUUGUCUCCGCUGGUGUAUAGGAAGCUGUUGGCUGGGGAGUUGGCGGUGGAAUGGUCGCUUAUGCAGACGGUCACGACAUCGAGCCUACCGCAAGGGGGGGCCGACAGCGCACCUAUGCCGGGCCGGACGCCGCGGCCGACCGUGCCGUCGCCGUCGGGGGCGGCGGUGCUGGGGACGCCGGGCGCGGCCGGCAAGAGCGCCCUUGCGAAACACGGUCGACCGUCCAUGAGCGCCAGCGAAGGCGUGGCGCGCGACAUGAUGCUGGCGGCGGCGGCGUGCGGGGGCCCGGGGGGCGGUGGCGGCGGCGGCGGGCAGGUUCCCGGCAGCGACAAGUUCCUGUCGACGGAGGUGGCUACAGUGCAGGACACGCACUCGCAGAUGGGUUUGCUCGUCACGUCGUACAAGGAGACGUUGCACAACAUGCACAUGGAGCUCAGUGUGGGGGGUUUGCAUCGCCUCUUGCACAUGCUCUUCUCCGGGGCCCUCCUAUAUGCCCCCAUACGUGCCCGUGGCUCGGAUCUUCUAUAA
This is a messenger RNA of Volvox carteri f. nagariensis, 2454 nucleotides long. RefSeq lists its product as uncharacterized. The transcript is spliced from 8 exons. NCBI's taxonomy places the organism in Eukaryota, Viridiplantae, Chlorophyta, Chlorophyceae, Chlamydomonadales, Volvocaceae. Bases 1 to 2454 code for a protein of 817 amino acids. The record is from RefSeq and is a predicted model, not a curated record.